Molecule: messenger RNA, 981 nt
Organism: Colossoma macropomum (tambaqui)
Lineage: Eukaryota; Metazoa; Chordata; Actinopteri; Characiformes; Serrasalmidae
Gene: or112-1
Product: odorant receptor, family A, subfamily 112, member 1
Exons: 1
Coding region: 1-981 (326 amino acids)
Biological process (GO): G protein-coupled receptor signaling pathway
Cellular component (GO): membrane
Molecular function (GO): G protein-coupled receptor activity; olfactory receptor activity
Source: RefSeq, a predicted model, not a curated record
AUGAAAGAGGAACACCACGGAGCAAACUUCUCACAUACCAAGUUCAUUUUUGUUGGAUUUCCAGAGAUCUUCCAAUACAGACGUGUGCUUUUCCUGCCAUUUUUUUUCAGUUACAUCAUAGUUCUGGUUGGAAAUUCCUUAUUGCUGUUUGUGAUUAAAAAUACGAAGAGUCUUCAUAGUCCAAUGUAUAUGCUGGUAUCUGUCCUAGCUGUGAUAGACAUUAUUGUACCUACUGCAAUUAUUCCUGCAGUGCUUCUCAGUUUCCUUUUUGACUUAAAUGAAAUAACUUUAGCUGGAUGUUUGACACAGAUGUUUCUCAUUCACUUCUUUUCCUCUGUAGAGUCUACCAUUCUUUUAGCAAUGGCUCUGGAUCGCACUGUGGCUAUCUGUAAUCCACUUCGAUACACUGCAAUCAUGAACUCAUCUAUGUUUUUGAAACUGCUGCUUUUCACAUUGAUCAGGAGUGGUACGAUUAUGUCCACUUUGGUUGGUUUAGCUUCACCUUUGUCUUUUUGUGGGUCCAAUGUUAUCCAUCAUUGCUACUGUGACCACAUGGCUCUUGUUAGCUUAGCAUGCAAUUCAACUGCAAAGAACAAUGCAAUGGGGGUUGCUGUGAUCAUUUGUUUUGUUGGAAUUGAUAUAUCGGUCAUUUUCUUCUCUUACGUGAAGAUUUUAUAUGUUGUACUGAGAGCUGCAGCAGGUGAGCAUAGUUCGAAAGCCUUCCAUACCUGUGGUACUCACUUAAUUGUCAUGAUGUGUUUUUAUUUUGUGGGAAGUGUUACUUUCCUCUCACGUAACCUUAGUAUUCCAAUUCCAGUGGAUGUUAACACAUUUCUGGGUGUCACAUAUAUAGUUUUUCCUGCAUGUGUCAAUCCAAUUAUUUAUGGUGUCCGAACCAAAGAGAUAAGAAAUGCACUGUUAAAAAUGUUCAAAACACGUGUAAACAGAGUCACGGUUAAGGUUUCAACAGUGAAAUUCUGA